Messenger RNA from Synchytrium microbalum, 1482 nucleotides. RefSeq lists its product as uncharacterized. The coding region runs from base 1 to 1482 and encodes 493 amino acids. The record is from RefSeq and is a predicted model, not a curated record. Gene Ontology annotation, cellular component: mitochondrial matrix. The transcript is spliced from 3 exons. Gene Ontology annotation, biological process: arginine metabolic process. NCBI's taxonomy places the organism in Eukaryota, Fungi, Chytridiomycota, Chytridiomycetes, Synchytriales, Synchytriaceae. Gene Ontology annotation, molecular function: transaminase activity; identical protein binding; pyridoxal phosphate binding.
AUGAAGAGACUAGUAACGUGUCAGCGUGCUCUGGCUCUGGCUUCACGACCAAAGCUCCCACAUACCAGAUGCAUGUCUGCUCUACCAAAUCUUGCACCACAACAGGCCACUGAUAAUGCAAGUACCUUUUCUUAUCCGCCCUCUCUCCCUCAACCUCCUGCUUUCACCAACAUUUUAACACGCUUUUCACAAUUGCAGGCUCCAACACACUUGGAUUGUGCUACACAUCCAUCUACAAUGGCCAAAAUAGCCCAUGAUAACAAGUAUCUCCUUCAAAUGUACGGCAGGCCAAAUCUCAUCUUCUCUCACGGAAAGGGCUGUUAUCUAUAUGACAUGGCAGGACGACAAUAUCUCGAUCUCAACUCGGGAAUAGCCGUAAAUGCUCUAGGCCAUGGAGACGAACGAUUAGCUAAAAUAAUUGCCGACCAAGCUACCAAACUCAUCCACUUGAGCAAUCUAUACCACAACGAAUACGCUGGACAGCUCGCUGAACUCCUCGUUCAAGCUCUGGGUAAUAGAGGCAAAUGGGCUAACACAUCUGAAUAUGGCGGAAGCAAGGUGUUCCUCUGCAACUCGGGAACUGAAGCUAAUGAAGGUGCAAUCAAAUUCGCCAGGAAAUGGGGCAAGCAGCCACAUCAAAAGGUCAAGGAAGGCAAACAUAUGGUCAUCUCCUUCUCCCACGCCUUCCAUGGUCGCUCAUUGGGCGCAUUAUCUGCCACUCCUAAUCCCAAAUACCAGAAUCCGUUUACUCCACUCAUGCCUGGAUUCGUAAACUCUCCAUUUAAUGACACUGCAAAGGCCAUUGAAAUUAUAGACGACAAGACUUGUGGUGUGAUUGUGGAACCGCUACAGGGUGAAGGUGGUAUCUUCCUUGGUACCGAUUCUUUCUUAUCUGCAAUUAGGAAACGAUGUGAUGAAGUGGGUGCAUUGCUCAUCAUGGACGAGGUACAGUGCGGUAUAGGCAGAACCGGCAAAUUCUUUGCACACGAACACUCUGGUGUCACUCCCGAUAUAUUAACACUGGCCAAACCCUUGGCUAAUGGUCUGCCAGCUGGUGCUAUAAUCGUCGCUCCACAUGUAGCGGCUAUGCUCAAACCUGGUGAUCAUGGAACGACUUUCGGUGGUAGUCCAUUCGCUACUCGAGUCGCAAUAGACGUAAUAUCUCGUAUCAAUAAUCCGUCCUUCUUGCAACGAGUUGCAGAGACUGGUAAAUACAUGAUGAAUCAAUUACAGGCUCUAGCAGAUGGAACUCCUCUCAUUACGGAAGUUAGAGGAAGAGGGCUGAUGAUUGGUCUUCAGCUAGGAGAGAAGGUAGACUCGAACGCCUUUGUAGAUCUGGCUAGAGAACGUGGCUUGUUAUUGAUUACAGCCGGUAACAAUACCAUUCGUCUCGUUCCACCACUCAUAAUCUCCCGAAACGAAAUCGACCAUGCGGUAACUGUGCUCUCAUCAGUAGUUAAGAUCAUGGAAGAUAAACAGUAG